CGCUCCUCAUACUUGAUGCUUUUAUGAUGACCCUCUUCAGCGAGUCUGCGUUCACCAUUGUCGACUUUGUCGCCCAGCGACUGAUAUAUGUUAGCUGGAUACCGAUGGUGGUUGCAUUUAUAACUUUGUGUCUGUCCUCGGACAAAGAGCGACAGUUCAUCCGCAUAGCAAAGAUUAGUCGCUUUAUCUAUUUAGGAACUAUUACUCUCUAUUUAUCUUAUUUUAUUUUCUACCCGAAAGGAAGAUACAAUUCGCUCAUCUAUCCGCCAUUUCUUGUCACUCAUUUUCUUAUAACAUUUAUGCACUCCAUAUUUUGGCUGGUUUACGGCGAUAAUGCCAUCUCUCUGGACGUAAAAACAUACCAUUCCAUCCGACAGGCUAUUGAAGAAAAGAUCAAAAGCAGACACCUCCGUCAUAUUUGUCUCAGGGGUUUAGACUUUGGUGAGGUAUUUGGAACGCUUGGUUUCGGUAGUUUGGCUGCCGUGUCGUUGGUAUUGCCAAUUAAAGAUGAAGUUUUAGUUGAGGAUUUUACUGAGGAUGGCAAUACCUAUGCUACUAGUGUAACUUUUUUUGUUUAUCUAGCUUCCAUCGGCUUCACGGUCUAUAUGAGGAAUAGGGAAGUCCAAAAGCGUAUUGCAAAGGAGUUUUCGGCACAAGGUAGUCUGAUCGAGACCAAGACUGAGUUUGCGAAUGAGAAGAUGCCCGAUCGAGACGACGAGCACGUCUGAUUGCGAUAUAGAGCGCGCUGUCUUUCAUUACCCAUUUUGGUGAACUUUACCAAUUGAAUCCAAU
Messenger RNA from Linderina pennispora, 792 nucleotides. RefSeq lists its product as uncharacterized. The transcript has a single exon. Lineage: Eukaryota; Fungi; Kickxellomycota; Kickxellomycetes; Kickxellales; Kickxellaceae. The coding region runs from base 24 to 728 and encodes 234 amino acids. The record is from RefSeq and is a predicted model, not a curated record.